Messenger RNA from Mus musculus (house mouse), 1643 nucleotides. RefSeq names its product fat storage-inducing transmembrane protein 2 (gene Fitm2). Gene Ontology annotation, cellular component: endoplasmic reticulum membrane. The transcript has 2 exons. The record is from RefSeq and is marked provisional. Lineage: Eukaryota; Metazoa; Chordata; Mammalia; Rodentia; Muridae. Gene Ontology annotation, molecular function: coenzyme A diphosphatase activity. Bases 55 to 843 code for a protein of 262 amino acids. Gene Ontology annotation, biological process: lipid storage; fatty-acyl-CoA catabolic process; lipid droplet formation.
AAGACGGUGGCCGAGAAGGCUCUGGAAGGCGGACGGUAGCCGAGAAGGACCGGCAUGGAGCACCUGGAGCGCUGCGCGUGGUUUCUCCGCGGGACGCUGGUGAGGGCGACGGUGCGGCGCCACCUGCCCUGGGCGCUGGUGGCCGCCAUGCUGGCGGGCUCGGUCGUCAAGGAGCUGUCCCCGCUGCCCGAGAGCUACCUCAGCAACAAGCGCAACGUCCUCAACGUGUAUUUUGUUAAAUUGGCCUGGGCCUGGACAGUCUGUCUCCUCCUGCCUUUCAUUGCCCUUACCAACUACCACCUGACGGGCAAGACCAGCCUGGUCCUGCGGCGGUUGAGCACCCUCCUCGUGGGCACAGCCAUCUGGUAUAUCUGCACAGCCCUCUUCUCCAACAUUGAGCACUAUACAGGCAGCUGCUACCAGUCCCCGGCCCUGGAGGGCAUCAGACAGGAGCAUCGCAGCAAGCAGCAGUGCCACCGGGAAGGGGGCUUCUGGCAUGGCUUUGACAUCUCGGGCCACUCCUUCCUCUUGACCUUCUGUGCGCUCAUGAUUGUGGAAGAGAUGGCCGUGCUGCAUGAGGUGAAGACGGACCGCGGCCACCACCUCCAUGCCGCCAUCACCACCCUGGUUGUCGCCCUGGGUUUCCUGACCUUCAUCUGGGUGUGGAUGUUUCUGUGCACAGCCGUUUAUUUCCACGACUUGACCCAGAAAGUGUUCGGCACCAUGUUUGGUUUGUUGGGCUGGUACGGAACAUAUGGGUAUUGGUAUCUGAAGUCUUUCUCUCCAGGACUUCCUCCCCAGAGUUGUAGUUUGACUUUGAAGCGAGAUACUUACAAGAAAUGAAAGAGAAGGACAUAGGGACAGGAGGACAAUGGCUAAUAGGAUUCCCACGUACUUUGUCCAGUACAGAAUUAUCUGUCCCAUUUCAGAGAGGGCCCUUACUAGGUACCUUUGGUGUGGGGGGCGCUUGGGGAACAAGCUUAGUUGGCAGACUCUGCUGGCGGUGCCACCAUGUUGCCAGCAGUGCUACUCCUGUCAGAUUCUUCUCAUCUAUGGCAAGAUGUGACCUUAAUCUGUCCCCAGAGGGAGAGCUGAGGCUCAGCAGAGGGAGAGCAGCCUGCCUCAUCGUGUGGGUCAAGAGAGAAUCAGGGCUUCAGGAUUCUCUGCUGUGGCCUCCCCGGCUCUGCUUCUCUUUAGAGUUUAGAGGCCACAGUAAUGCUGUUCUUCUAACAGCUUCCCCAUGGCCAACUCUGAGAUAAGCCUUUGUCUCUGGCAGGCUCUUUGUUAAAUACCCCAAUGCCUCAAGGACACUCUCUGGCUGUAGCAUCCGCGUCCUCUGUGGAAUGUUGACAUUUCACCUGGCCAUGAUUCCCAACAGGGGCCCAUGACCCCGAAGUGCCUGGAUGGUUGUUGUUGUUGUUUCUCUGUGUAGCCCUGCGUGUUCUGGAACUCACUCUGUAGACCAGGCUGGCCUCAGACUCAGAGAUCUGCCUGCCUCUGCCUCCCGAGUGCUGGGAUUAAAGCUGUGUCCACCACGGCCUGGCCUGGCACUUGGAUGGUUUCUUUUUCUGUCCACACUAUGUAUCGUUAUGUCUUGGGGUUUGGAGCAGUAACAGAGAACCCCAUUUUCUCUCUUCUCUCCU